CAACACAUCAAGGUUCAUCAGCCAACACUACGCAUUUGCACAUUCCACCUGAGGUCACUCUCUUACAUGGAGUAGCCAAUAAGAUUUGGGCCAGACCCCUUUUGUCCAGCAGGAGCUAUAAAACCCCUUGGCCCCAGACACAACGUACCAUUAGGUCCAAGAACCCCAGAAGUAAAGGUAAGUCUUCCAUGGUUUUCUCUGUCUGAUUCCCAAUGUAUCAGUAUAUUGGUUUAACACUUAAAGUUUAGGCUCAUAGCUCUUGUAUGUAUACAGAGUGUCGAGUGUGUCUUUUUUAGAACUAUUUAUUAGUGUAGUAGCCUCAAGAGGGAUACAUCUAAGUACUGUAAAGUUUUCAUUAUGACUAUAUGGUUAAAUAUGAUACCAAUUUCUACUGAGAUCUUAAUGAGGUCAGAGUUGGUGUAAACCACAUAACAUGGAUUUCAUCACAUUUAGCUGGUUUCACCUAGGAUAAGUCCCCUAGUCCCCUGUAGCUCAGUUGGUAGAGCAUGGUGCUUGCAACGCCAGGGUUGUGGGUUAGUUUCCCACGGGGGGCCAGUAUGAAAACGUAUGCACUCACUAACUGUAAGUCGCUCUGGAUAAGAGCGUCUGCUAAAUGACUAAAAUGUAAAUAAGUGCAACUGAAAGUGAAUAGAAUGUCUUUGAGUGUCAAUCGUCAUGUAGUGUAUGAUGUUGCAUCUGAAACUCCCUGUAGUCGUCCUAAUCCUCUUGUCUUCUCUCCUGUAGAUCCACCUUGCCCAUCAGCAAUCAUGAAAUUCUCUCUCGUCGCCGCCCUUGUUGUUGUGCUGGCCAUUGGUAAGAAUUCAUUACAUAAAUUGUUACGCAACAAAUGUUUUUUUUAAUGACUUUCUAUCUUUCUAUAUACCUAAUACUACUCAUGAAUAAUAAUUGAGUAACACAUAACUGGUAAACAAAAUAAUUCAGAGGAUAAAUAUUUAUUUGAAAAUCAAGACCUUCACUCCUCUGCUAAUCUAUAACCUAUUUAAUGAUAACUACAUCCAUCCUUGUUUUCUGACUGAAUUAAUACUGUGUAGUGAGUGUGUGUAAUAAGUGUGUUUUCUGUGUGUGUUUAUGACAGGCUGUGAGUCCAGUUCCCUGGUGAAGCGUGACAUCCCUGCUGAUAUCGAGACUCUCACCAAGUACUUCCAGGACGCCAUCGAGAAAGUGAAGUCUCAUCAGCUGAUCAGCCAGGCUCAGUACGUCACUGACCACCACACUCUUCCAAUAGAAUAAAAUAGAAUAGAAUAGAAUACUUCUCUUGAGGGGAGAUUUUAAUGCAGAUCAACAAAAUAAGUACCAUCAACUCUGUAUGGAGUUGAAUCUCUUCACGUUUAAGAUAUCAAGUAAUUCUAAAUAGAUCACUCAUUCAAAUUGUUACUAUUCAUUUUAUUUAUUUGUAACAUUGUACUUGACAGGGAUAUUACAUUUUAAACAUGUCUGUUUUCACAUCAGUACCAUAGAGUCAGCUUUAAAGCUAGCUUGCUCCCUGAGCCUACAGCUUUUGGAAAACAUCUCUCUAAGUGUGUCUCUCUACCCAUAGGGGUUACCUGGAGGAGGGUAAGACUCAGAUCAUGCCUCUGACCGACAAGAUCCAGGAGCAUGCUGAGAAGAUCCAGGAGCACAUGAAGCCCUUCGUCAGUGACAUUGAGAAGCAGGUGCGUCCCAUGGCUGAUAACCUGCAGGCCCAGUUCAUGCCCCUGGUCGACAAGAUGCAGGCCCAGUUCAAGCCUCUGGCUGAUGACUUGCAAGCCCAGAUGGAGCAGCUCUUCCAGACCGUGGUUGACCAGACCAAGGCUCUACUCCCCACCCAGUAAAGCUAACGUAACAUCCCCAUAGCUUGGGUUCACUUUUUGUUCAGCCCAGACCGUAGAAAGGAAAAACCAUCUCCCCUCUGUCUGUUUCACCUGUGUCAAGUCCACCUCAGUCCUUCUCUUGAAAUCAUCUUGAAAUUAUGCUGAAAUUUCACCAAUAAAGGGCUUGAAAAGUG
This is a messenger RNA of Coregonus sp. 'balchen', 2005 nucleotides long. Lineage: Eukaryota; Metazoa; Chordata; Actinopteri; Salmoniformes; Salmonidae. The record is from the annotation of a GenBank genome assembly.